AUGAUUGAGUCUGCUGGCUACUCCGUAAAGUUCAAGUUCAACGUGGAACUCUCCCAAUCUGAAUUCAGUCAUAUUGCAGCUAGUAUUGAUGUGAGGGCACAAAAGCAAACGCGGAGAGGCCCGACCUCAUGGUGGCGUUGUAGGAAUCUAGCUGUGUCUAGCUCACAGCCUCUUGACCUGGGGAGGAAGGGCUACCUAGGCGAGCUCAAGAACCGCUCGUGGCUUUCGUGCGAGGAAAAACCAAGAACGGCUGCUUGCAGGACGAGAUGUGAUAGUGGCUCGGAGAAACUCUCACCCACAAUUGUCGAUACUUGGUUUUUCUGUGCGCUUGUUGAACGCCUUCCUACUAGGCUCGGCCAGCAAGCCAUCUGGGGACGUGAAUUGGUUCUGCACUUGGAAUAUUUGGUUUUUCUUCGUAUCUGCAGAGCGAGCCUCGCGUUGGACUACUACACCUUCGAUAGAGGGGACGGUGCGAUUUGCCUGCGCCACUUGGCAUACGCCAUCGAUUAUCUACAAGAGACUGGGGGACCUCUCGGAGGUCAAGGUAGUGUGAUCUUCGGCGCUGCCAUCCCACGAAUCUGGGAAGAUCUCCUUCGACCCUGUUAUGUCUUGGCUGUCUACCUGGCCUUUCCUUGUUUUGUAGCCGCGGGCGAUGGUGAGAGGGGUGGUGGUGAUAUCAUUGCUUUUCAUCCUGCUUGGAGGGGCGUGAUGCGUUCAGGGGAUGAGGGUCCCGGUUCCGAGGAAUGGAAUUUGAGUUGCUGGAUCCCUGAAGGCGACUCAACACCGGCGCUUGUCUCAUCUGUCCUGCGUUCCCGAUCGGAAAGAGAACAGGGGACUCUCAGAAGGGGUGGUUGGUUCCACGUGCUCGGGACCAGAUUAUGA
Colletotrichum lupini is the source of this 882-nucleotide messenger RNA. RefSeq lists its product as uncharacterized. The record is from RefSeq and is a predicted model, not a curated record. The coding region runs from base 1 to 882 and encodes 293 amino acids. The transcript has 7 exons. NCBI's taxonomy places the organism in Eukaryota, Fungi, Ascomycota, Sordariomycetes, Glomerellales, Glomerellaceae.